AUGACGAUCGGAGGCCAGGUGCAGUACUGUGGCCUCAUGACGCUGUGCACACCCGUCUGGGUGGGUAUGGCCGCCAAGCUGGCUGGGCGCAUGCUGGCCAACCCCGUGCGCUACUUCCGCAAGGUCGACCGCAGCAAUCUUAAAUUUGCCGACCCCAUCCCAGACAUGAAGCACAUUUACGUUGAAAAUGCUGGAGUCAGGCUGCAUGCCGCCACCCACGGCCUGGGCAGCGGCAAGCCUCUCAUGCUCUUCCUGCACGGCUUCCCCGAGACCUGGGCCACCUGGAGGCACCAGCUCAAGGAGUUUGCUGGGCAGUACGAGCUGGUGGCCAUGGACCUGCGGGGCUACGGCGGCAGCGACGCGCCCAAGGCGGCCCGCCUGAUGCCACAGCAGCGAGAGGCGGGAGCAGGGGUGAGGAGCUACACCGUGGACAAGGUGUGCUCCGACGUGGCGGCAGUCAUCGCCGCCACCGGCAAUUCCAAGGCCAUUGUGGUGCGGCUGCUGCUGGUGGGGCAGGACUGGGGCGGCGGCAUCGCCUGGCUGAUGAGCAUUUACUACCCGCAGCUGGUGGCGAAGCUGGUGGUGAUCACCUGCCCUCACCCCGCCGCAUACAAGGACCCCGAGCGGUUUGAUGGGGAGAUGGUCAGCAGGCAGUGGUACACGCUGCUGUUCCAGUCGCGGCUGGGAGAGGCGUACCUGCGGCACGGAGACUUCCGUGAGAUCCGGCGGUGGAUGACGCAGGCGCCUCACGGCGCCCUCACGCCUGGUGCCAUCACAGAGAAGGAGUUGGAGCGGUACAAGGCCGCCUUCUCCCGCCCUGGCUCCCUCACCGCCGCCAUCAACUACUACCGCGCCUCCUUUGCCUCCACCACCAAGUGGUGGACCGCCGAGGUGGACAAGGCCUACUACACCUUCAUCUCCGCCCCCACCCUGCUCCUGUACGCCGACAAGGACUCGGUGUUCCUGCCCAAGAUGUACUCGAAGACUGAGGAACUGGUGGACCACCUGACCACCGUCUGCCUGGACAACUGCUCCCACUGGGCUAACCAGGACAGGCCCGACCUGGUCAACCAGAACAUCGCCGCCUUCCUGGCCGGCAAGCUGGAGGCGGGCAACCACAAGGGCCGCCGCCCGAAGGGCAGCAUGGUGAUGGUCAAGGCGGGGGUGCCUGCCUCGGGCACCGCCACGCCCGCCGCCGCCGGCGCUGGCGGCUGGGGCAGCCUCGCCCAGGUGCCCAAGCAGGACUGA
Messenger RNA from Chlorella variabilis, 1248 nucleotides. RefSeq lists its product as hypothetical. The record is from RefSeq and is a predicted model, not a curated record. Gene Ontology annotation, molecular function: hydrolase activity. The transcript has 15 exons. Bases 1 to 1248 code for a protein of 415 amino acids. NCBI's taxonomy places the organism in Eukaryota, Viridiplantae, Chlorophyta, Trebouxiophyceae, Chlorellales, Chlorellaceae.